This is a messenger RNA of Lactuca virosa, 1009 nucleotides long. NCBI's taxonomy places the organism in Eukaryota, Viridiplantae, Streptophyta, Magnoliopsida, Asterales, Asteraceae. The record is from the annotation of a GenBank genome assembly.
UACGUUUUUGCUUGCCCUAUUAAAUUUACACCAACGUCUCUCUCUUUCUCUUCGUUUUCUCUCUCACACAAUAUUCAACCGUAGUCAUGGUUUCUGCCGAUUUUGCUCGCAAUACACUAGGUGUCAUCGGAAACGUCAUUUCAAUCAUUUUGUUCUUGUCGACAGUGCCAACAUUUUAUAGGAUAUGGAAAAACAAGUCAGUUGAAAGAUUUUCUCCGGUGCCAUAUCUUGUCACCUUUGUGAAUUGUGGGCUAUGGAUUUUCUAUGGCUUGCCAUUUGUGCACCCUCAUAGCUUAUUAGUCACCACCACAAAUGGGGCAGGAAUACUUAUCGAAUCGGUUUACUUGUUUCUUUUUAUAAUCUAUUCAGAUCAAAAAAAUAGAAUUAGGGUUUUGUUGGUGUUGCUUUUUGAGAUUAUAUUUCUCGGGGUUUUGGUUGUACUGGUAUUGACACUGGCACACACCACAAAGCUUCGAUCAUCCAUUGUUGGUGGCAUUUGCAUCGCGGGUAACAUCAUGAUGUAUGCUUCUCCAUUAUCUGUAAUGAAAAUGGUGAUCACAACAAAAAGUGUCGAGUACAUGCCGUUUCUAUUAUCUCUAUUUUGUUUUGCAAAUGGCGUUUGCUGGUUCUCAUAUGCCCUCAUUCGUUUCGAUCCGUUUGUUGCUGUUCCUAAUGGGCUUGGGGCACUUUUUGGGCUUGCCCAACUAGUCUUAUAUGCAACAUAUUACAAGUCAACACAAGAAAUGAUAGCAAAAAGACAAGGCAAAAGUGAAUUAGUCCUUGGAAAUGGAAACGUAGCUACAUCGACGGGGGCUAUUAAUGGUGAAGUAGAAAGGGUUUAGAAGAAUUUUUAGUAUGUACUACCAUUGGAAUUAUCCAAGUAAAAGAUCGUAUUAGAAAUGAGAUCGUAUUAGAAAUGAGGUAUUAUAACUUUUGUAAUUCUAUAAGAAUUUAUCAUUUUUGGCUGUGAUUUUUUCCAAGGAAUGUUGAUGUAUUGGGUUAAAUGACA